CACACACAACGGGCCAGAGAUACACUCCUGUCAGCAUUUUGUUGGUUCGGAGUCACCGAUGCAGAGUAUCUUGUCUUCUGCUGCCGAAACGUGCACCAUCCCAAGCGGCAACAAUUCAACUGCCGAAAUAUGUCAGUUCCUGACAGAACACUGCUCUGGUGUCCGCCAUGUUUACCUGCGAUAUUACUACUGUGCCAACCUGGAUAGCCCUGUGCUCUCGAAUGCCGUACUAUGGCUGUUUGUCAUCACGGCGAUCGGAAUGCUAUUUCUCAUUUUGGGUUUACUAGCGUCCGACUACCUAGUGCCGAAUCUUUCUGCACUUUCGGAGGCUUUGAAGAUGGAUGAAAAGUUGGCCGGGUUGACGUUGCUAGCCUUUGCAAAUGGGUCGCCGGACAUGUUGUCGACAUACAUUGCGAUGAAGAACGGGAUGACCACAAUGGCGAUUGGGGAAUUGCUAGGAUCUGCGAACUUCGCCCUAACGGUCGUUAUCGGUGUCAUGGCGAUAUACAAGCCGUUCAAGGUCAACCACCAGACGUUCAUCCGGGACCUCGUCAUCUUCUCAACGCUCUUGCUGCUGUCACUCUACAUCCUGUCUGAUGGCGUGAUAACUAUGGUUGAGUCGAUUGUGCUCUGUGUGCUAUAUCUCGUGUUCAUUGUACUCAACUUCUUCCUGCCGCAAGGUGGCGAGAUGGAGGAGUACAAGGUUGACACGGAUGCGUUAGCGGAGAGUGCAGCCACGGAUGCUAACGCUAAUGUGAUUCCACAGUUAUACUCCCACAACCUCAUGAAUGCGAAUACUGAGAGUAGUGGGAACAAUGGCCACCCAGAUGACCAGAGUAUAGACUCUGACGCAUCGAACGACUCAAAUGCCAGCCACAACGACUACUAUUUUGCUCACAAUAUUGACAACUUAGAGAGAGGGAGAGCGUACAAGAUCGCAUUAAUUGAUUCGUUGAAGUUGGCAUGGUUGUGGCAACGCAAAAGCUCCAGCAAGGCGAUACCCGUCGAAAGCGGAGACAUAGAGCAGCUGAACACAAUCUCAGAAGUCACUCCACUGAACUCUCCGCAGAACUCAAACAUCAACAGCUACGACAAUACGGAUGAAGCAGAUGAAAUCCACAGCGAGGCUCCUGCUCCUGCUCCUGCCCAAGAUGCAAGCAAUUCGAGCCCGAUUAUUCACAGUAGAAAAGCCAGAGAUAAAGACGAUUUCCAAAUAUUAUACCCUUCGAGACACUCGGUUCUAGCACGAACCGACUCCUCUCUCUCGUUCAAAAACAAAGCUCCCGACUCGAGCAUACACAAUGCCCGGAAUUCCACUCCAAUCAUCAACAUACAGCCGUCCACCGGGAAGUCGAGUUUGGGGAACGAGGGCGACACUGAGGAGAGGAAAGACGAGACAAGGACGGACAUUCCGAACCACUCGAGAUUUGACGAGACGCUCUUGCCGCCUCCCACCUUGUACCAUUCGAGUUUGGAGCCUCCUCUCAGCCCGAUGCUGAGACAAUUGUCUUCAACUUCCACACUCAUCCCCUAUGUCGAGUACCAGAAGACAAGAAACAUGCUCCUCAAGAUCUGUCCCAUCCAUAUAGUCACCGGGGCUAACUCAGUGAGUGAGAGGUGUCUUGCCGUGAUUCUUCUUCCCUUUUCUACGCUGGCGAACCUAAUCAUUCCUGUUCCGCUUCCGAGGGAGCUUGAAGGCGAAAUAUUCAGACAUGAGCAGGCUUUGUCGGCCAGGCUUUUCCACUUCCAGAUCGCCAUAACGCCAAUGGUCUUGUUCGACUUCCAGUUCUCCAUCCUACUGGUACUCGUCUCGAUAUCGCUCCCGGUAUUCUCCAUCCUCUUGAGACGUCUAUCCCCAGGCGCCUUCGACCUGAUUUUCCCCAUCCUCUCCUCGGUGUGCGGGUUUCUCUCCGUCUUGAAGCUCAUCUCGAUGGCUGCCUCUGCCAUCAUCUCAGUCUUGAGAGACCUCGCCGAGAUCUACUCGUUGAACGAGUCGAUUCUAGGGUUGACUAUUCUCUCCUUGGGCAACAGUGUUGGUGACGUGGUCACCAACCUGGCGCUUGCCGGCUUGGGCAGACCGUUGACCGGCCUCCAUGCUUGUUUUGGAAGCCCGCUUCUCUACAUACUCCUCGGAGUUGGAGCCUGCUCCUUGAUUGUGCAGCUUGCCAUCACCGGCACAAGGACAAUCGAGUUCAACGUCGACCGCAGCUUGCAGUUGACUGCCCUAAGCAUCAUCUUCAUGCUCGUACUCUACAGCGUGCUUGUUCCACUCAACAACUGGACGUUUAAGAAGUGGAUGGGCUACAUCGGUGUUACCCUCUGGUUUGCCGUGACCUCUUUCAACUUCAUCUUGCACCGGUACAGAUGAACUAUCUUCUGCUGACGUAAGCAAUGUGGGCCCCAGGUCCACACAGCUGUGGUUCCACGGCUGAUAAGCGCCUCGAGGAGUUCGGGAUUUGGUGUCUGCGCCUUAUCGCAACGGUUAUUGUGGACGGAAACGUCUUCUGCCGCAGGAGCCACAGGAUGGGACUGUGGCUCAAGGGGACUGGGGCGAUGACGGGCCUCGGGAAGAUGACUCGAGGGAUGGUGAUGACAAAGAGGAGGACAGGAAGGGGGUGGCGACAACGGCAGUGGUGCUGGAGCGUGUGUUAUAAAAGAGAGACACUCUUGUAUGUGUAGGUUAAUCCUUGAAUAUAGAGCAGUCGAGCCGUAGAUGGAGUUGGUGUAGAUAGAAAAUGGUAACAACAUAGAGGUUUUAUACAGGUGAUAAAAGCGAUGUCAGUUUUGCGUAGAACCUACCACGACGGUGCGAUCCACUUCCAGAAGGACAGCGAUGAGAA
Pichia membranifaciens NRRL Y-2026 is the source of this 2840-nucleotide messenger RNA. RefSeq lists its product as hypothetical. Gene Ontology annotation, cellular component: membrane. Lineage: Eukaryota; Fungi; Ascomycota; Pichiomycetes; Pichiales; Pichiaceae. The record is from RefSeq and is a predicted model, not a curated record. The transcript has a single exon. Gene Ontology annotation, molecular function: monoatomic cation transmembrane transporter activity. Bases 59 to 2368 code for a protein of 769 amino acids. Gene Ontology annotation, biological process: monoatomic cation transport; intracellular calcium ion homeostasis; transmembrane transport.